Messenger RNA from Nezara viridula (southern green stink bug), 3487 nucleotides. Lineage: Eukaryota; Metazoa; Arthropoda; Insecta; Hemiptera; Pentatomidae. The record is from the annotation of a GenBank genome assembly.
AUAACAUCUGUUAUUGUAGUUUUAUAUAUGAAUAAUUAAUUUUAUUUAUUAACGUUAAGACUUAUCGUUAAGUACUUCAGCUUUUAGAAUGGUUUAUCUAUAAAAUAAUUUUAUGUCUUUGGUUUCAAAAUUGUAGGAUUGGUUGUUGUGACAGGGCAAACAGGGAGCGCAUGCGUAUCACAAUCACCGAUAAUUUUGCCAUCUUUCGACCUGUGUUGUAAACAUUUUGUCAAUAAGAAGGGUGUCGUGUCUCGUUAUUAUUAUUAUUGUUAUUAUUGAAAUUAGUUAAAGAUAAUGGCGGACAACGAACAAAAAGCCUUGCAAUUCCUUGCAGAGGCUGAAAAAAAGUUAACUUCUAAUAAAAGUUUCUUUGGUUCGCUUUUUGGAGGUACUUCAUCAAAAGUAGAAGAAGCUAUUGAAUGUUAUCAAAGGGCAGCAAAUAUGUUUAAAAUGGCCAAGAAAUGGGGAGCUGCUGGUAAUGCAUUCUGUGAAGCUGCAAAUCUGUAUUCAAAAUUAGGGAGUAGACAUGAUGCUGCAACUAAUUAUGUUGAUGCAGCGAAUUGUUAUAAAAAAUCUGAUCCUAAUGAGGGUGUUAACUGUCUUCUGAAGGCAAUAGAAAUUUAUACUGACAUGGGGAGGUUUACAAUGGCUGCAAAACAUCAUCAAACUAUCGCUGAAAUGUAUGAAACUGAAGCAGUUGAUCUUGAAAGAGCUGUUCAACAUUAUGAACAGGCGGCUGAUUAUUUUAAAGGAGAAGAAAGUAAUUCUGCUGCUAAUAAAUGCAUGCUGAAAGUUGCUCAGUAUGCAGCCCAGUUAGAAAACUAUGAUAAAGCUAUUCAAAUUUAUGAACAGGUUGCUUCUUCUUCCUUGGACAAUUCUCUACUCAAGUACAGUGCUAAAGAAUAUUUCUUCAGAGCUGCUUUGUGUCAUUUGUGUGUUGAUGUACUUAAUGCCCAGCAAGCGAUGGAGCGAUAUAUAGAUCUUUAUCCAACAUUUCAAGAUUCCAGAGAAUAUAAACUUUUGAAGCAGGAUUCUGCUCCAGCUCACAAGGCCAGGUCAACUCAGCAGUGGCUGCAAAAGAACAUUCCAGAGUUCAUCUCUGCCUCGGGUUCUAAUUGAUCACAUAGAAGAACAAAAUGCUGAUGGCUUUACGGAAGCAGUAAAAGAUUAUGAUUCUAUUUCUCGACUGGAUCAAUGGUACACAACCAUCCUUCUACGUAUAAAAAAACAAGUGAAUGAUAACCCCGACCUCCGUUGAAUCACACCUAAUUAUCAAUCAAAUCUGCCUCCCAAACUUAUCAAAUUGUCUCCAUUUGCCCACCUAGCAAAUUGCAUGCAAUAUUUAGAAAUAAUGCCUUAUUUCAUAUUAAAGUUGGUCGGGUAUGUUUUUUCUCACUUAUUUUUAAGUGAAUAACGUAAGUAAAUCAGGCUUUGUCUUAGUUUAUGUAUAUACAGAAUUUACAUAUUGUUCUUCCUUUGAUAAAUUUAGAUAUUGUAGAGUUGUAUUAAAAUUAUCAUUUAAUCAGUCACGUUUCUCAUUUAAUCUCAGGUUUAACCUGUAUAUAUUUUUUAUUAUUUGCUUUCGACUGUUUCCUUAAAUUUUUAUGUUAGUUUCUAGCAUUUUCCAACUCUGUUAGUUUUCUUUUUGGAUAUUGAUUUCAGUAUUUUUAAUUGAGAGUAAAACUGCAUUUGUAAUUUUUUUUUUUUAAUAUGUAUUAUCGAAGUUAAAAUAAAUUUAAGACAUAAUUGAUAGGCAAACUUCUGAUAGUAAGGAACACUCACACAUUCCUCUUAAAGUACAUAAAGGAGUUCUUUUUCCUUGAGCAAACAUUUUGUAAUGUAAAAUUGAAGUUGGAAAAUAUUCUCUCCAGGUGUUAAUUUGGUAUUUUAUGUGUAAAAUUGCACAUAAUUUCUAAUACUAACAUGUUUUAUAAUGGGGGUUGUCUAAAUAGAAAAUGUUUUCUUAAAUUUGUACUAGUUUUCUUAAUGUAAAAGUAGCUAUUAAUUUAUUAAUCGGGCUUGUUACCUAAAUAAAUAAGAUUUAUUUGAAUUGUGGGUUGUUUAAACAAUAUACUCUUUAUCAUUGUACCAAGUUUUAUAUAUACAUGUGUUAAUAUGUAUGUAUAGUGAUUACCUUGUUAUGUACACUCACAUCCCACACAUAUAAUAAUAAUAUGCAAUAUCUUUAGAAUUAAAGUUUAGAAUACAUUUGUUUGAAAAAGACUUAAAAUACAUUACUGUAAGUUGUCUUGCUGAUUGUUUUUUUUUUUUUUUUUUUUUUAUGAACUGUUAAUUUUGUUUUGAAAUAUAAUUUAUAUCGGUUUCAUUGACCUGCUUCUAUAUGUCAUUAAUUUAUUUAUCAUAUAUUUUUUUUAAGCCAUAGUUUGUAUGAACUUGUUCUUUAUUCAUGAUUAUUGUAUAAAUAAAUGAAAAAGUUCUUUUUCAUUGGUUUAUAUUUAAUAUUUAAUUCAAUGAAUGCAUGUUUUCCAAUACACUACUUUUGUGAUACAUUGAAAUUAGAUGUUAAUAUUAUAAAAUAAAGUAGUAUUUGAUAAGUCCUGUGGGGAAAAACUAUUUAAUUCUUUUGAAUUAAAAUAUCACUAGAAAAUCAAUCAAAUAGCUUUUAUUCUUAAUUGUAUAUAAGCAUAUAUUAUAUGAUAUAUGUUUUUUUAUUAAUAAAUAUGUACGUAUAAAAGCAGGGCAUAAUUUUUUUAAAUUAGAAAUGGGGUUGGUUGCUUUAAAGUAACUUUUCAUCCUCAACCCUCUUAAAAUUUAUUUCUUCAUUUUAAAAUCUCUAUAUACAUUGGUUAUUGACAUUCUAUUAAUUUGAUUUUAUCUGUGUUAAAUAUACAUUUAAUCAGAGCAGUUUGUUUUGAUAUAGUUUUUGAAGUAUUUAAUUUUGUUUUUGUUAGUGAUACAUAUUUUGUUAGUACCGUUUAAAUCAAAUCACUCUAAUUGCGCUAUGAUGCUUGAAUGAUAUUGUAAAUGAGGCUAAACGUAAUACUUGUCCAGUUUCUUGAUUCAUCUUAACCUCAAAGAGGAAAAUUUGUUAAUCUAUCAUCCCUCUCCUAAUUUUUUCUCUCUCUUAAUAAGUGGCAAAUUUAUUGAAAUUUUUGUAAAUAGAUUUUUUUUUAUUUAUUUUUUUAUACUUCCUACAAAAUCUUUCAUUUUAAUUUAUGCAAUUAGAUAAUAACAAUAAUGAAAUUAAGAUUAGAAAAAAAGAAUGAUAAGAAAUUAAAAAAAAAACAUUGUGAAUAUCCCUUUAGUGUAAGAUAUUAUUGUUUUGUAUAUAAAUUAUUGAUAAUGUAUUGUUUAUUGAAGUUAUAACGGCUUUGAAGUUGUUGCCUAUUGCCUAUAUAAAUUAUUGAUAUAUGUUUGAAAUUGUUAUUUUAUUUAUAUGUAAACACUCACAUUUAUAUGUUUAAAAAGCAUUAUGUUGAUCAAAUAAAUGUAUUGUUUUCAUUAGUGGUUCUGAAAUUAUUCAGUC